AUAUCCUGGACCCUUGAUGCUAGUUUCAAUCUUGGUUGGUGCUAUUCUGACAUUAGAAGAAUCACCUUACCUUUUAGGUGUUGGUUAAAAGAAAAUGGUUUUAUCCUCUAUGCAGUGCUCCAAUCUUGAUUUCAAGAAAAGGCAUCAUAGAAGAAGGGUUAUGCUGAAGCCUUUAGUAGAUUUGAUUAUGAAAAGGUCGAUGCUUGCGGGAAAGCAUGCUCUUCUGCAAGAGUUUCUUCCAGCUGGAAGGAAGACUUAUUGUGCAUUUCAAAUCUGCAAGUUUCUUUCUGCGAGGCUGAAACAGCACAUUCAAAUGGGAUUUUUCUUGAAACUGGAAGAGGAAGGGUUAUAAUCUGUAGAGAUAUUAUAAAGCUUGUAACUAAAUUGUGCUUCAAAUGCAAAUAACAAAAGUAAUACAUUUUAGUCCUCUACAUACCUUCUCAAGCAUGCUCUUCUGCAAGAGUUUCUAACUUGAAUUGGAAGUUUUUAUCAACUUGGCUGAGUCAAGCAAACGAAGCCCAAGUAUCAAAGGGGUACCUUUUGUUAUGAGAAGCUUGAGCCUCCUUCAAACGAAAAAAGUUUGAUUGCUGCAGCUUAGAAAGUUGCUAUCCCAGGCUCCCAACGUUUUGAGGUUUGAUCAGCAAGCCUUUGUCCCAAAUUUUCCUUUUGGAGAGAGCAACUCAAUUUAUUCCUACGCUCGCUUGUGACCUUAUCACCUCUGCUUUUAUGCUUUGAAAGAGACAAAGAUUAGUUGAUCUGCCAUUUCAUUUUUGUAUUCUGAGUUUGGCAGUUGCACAUAUUGUAUUUAAGUUCACAAGUUUCUACCUUGUUGAUCGAUUUGAGAUUCUCACUCAACAAUAAGGAAGCUAACAUUGAGCAAGAAAGCUCAUCGGUAUCC
Messenger RNA from Rubroshorea leprosula, 898 nucleotides. The record is from the annotation of a GenBank genome assembly. Lineage: Eukaryota; Viridiplantae; Streptophyta; Magnoliopsida; Malvales; Dipterocarpaceae.